UCAGUUCUACUUCUUGGAUUCCAAGACUUGGAAUGGCAUCUUGCGUUGAUCUUCUUCAUAUUUCACUGUUUUGAUUUCCGUGGUACAUUAAAUUAUGGAAUUAAGCAGUGAGCAAGUAAAAAGGUUUAAUGAUGAUGGUUAUUUAAUUGUACCCAAUGUUUUCAACAACGAGGAGUGUCAGGCCUUAAGAGAUGAAUGUAGAAAAAUAGUGGAUGAACUUGAUUUGGCUCAGCAUCCCAGAACAGUAUUUAAAACAGGGAAACAGAGAAAGUCUACAGAUGAAUAUUUCAUGACUAGUGCUGACAAAAUCAGAUUUUUCUUUGAAGAACAUGCUUUUGAUGAUAAUGGAAAACUUUGUGUUGAGAAACAUUUAUCUUUAAAUAAAGUUGCACAUGCUCUCCAUGCUCUUAAUCCAACAUUCAAAAAGAUCACUUUUGAUGAACGAGUAAAGGCAACAAUAAGAUCACUUGGAUUUAAGAAGCCUUCUAUUUGCCAAAGCAUGUAUAUUUUCAAGCAACCACGAAUCGGUGGAGAAGUUUCUCCCCAUCAAGACGCAACAUUCCUUCACACCAUUCCGCAAAAUCUUAUUGGAAUAUGGAUUGCUCUGGAGGACUGCACUAUCGAAAAUGGUUGCCUUUGCUUCUUGCCAAAGUCACACAAUGACAAAGUCGUGCGACGUUUUGUCCGUGACCCUGAUUCAUCUGAACACGCCAUGACAUUUAAAGGACCAGUAAUUGAUUACGAUUUGAGGAAGUUUGUUCCGGCUGAAGUAAAGACAGGAACUAUGGUGGUAAUUCAUGGCAAGGUUAUACACUAUAGUGCCCCUAAUACCUCUGACCGUUCACGUAACAUCUAUACCUUUCAUAUUGUGGAGGAAGAAAACACUAAAUGGAGCGAGGAAAAUUGGUUGCAGCCAACUGAAGAUUUACCAUUCAUGCCGUUGUAUGGUUGAUAGUAGUUAUUAGCUGAAAUACUUCUCUUUGACAUAAAGUGAAUGGUUUGAAUCCGAGAGUGUAGUUACGUGUUUUGUAGAUCUCCCAGAAGGCUAGUGUAGUCCUGAGAAGAACUGUUGUAAGAUGUCGGUAGUUGUUGUGAUGUGAUCAGGUCAUUGCGUUUUCUUUUUGAGUUGGUUUACCAGCUUUUUAACUAAAGUCGUUGCUUGUAGUCGCUAUACUGUACGUAAUCAAUGCACUUUGCUGAGUCCCAGGCAAUGUUAUGUUUUGUUAUGUUCAGUGUAUCGUAUGUGUUCCUUCCAGUCUCAGCGAUAUAUAGGCAUGGCAGUCAGAGCAGUUUAUUUUGUACCUUGAAUCUCUGUCCUUGACGUUCGUCAGGAUUUGUCGUAACGUUGUAAUCGGUUUAACUGCUACCGCCGCCACACUUAUGUUGUAUGGUCAUUUCCUAUGUUUACACGAUACAACAACACCGACUAAAGACAACAACUUACGUUAGAAAUUUGGUGUACCAACUUAAAACAAAAUCCGCUGAACGGAUAACAACAAUAAAAAGCACCUUACAAACGACAUCUUCACAACCUCGAACAACCCGACGUUUAUUCCUCACGUGACACUGAAGAUGACUACAGCUAAGUUUGUCAAAACAUCAGUGAUAAGUCAUCAUCGAAAGUCCUUCUAAAUACUCCAUUAACCCAUAAGAUCUAGAUCCAUUAGUCCAUUAACCCAUACGAUGUAGAUUUACUAACAUUUCUUUGACAUGUUUCUUGGUGGUAGUGAACAAGAUUUUAUAACAGUCCAUUUGGCUGAAAAGCAUAAUAUAGUGCCAUACAUCAACUUGGGUGUUUUUAGCUGAUCUUAAUUCAAAUUUCGUUCAUAUGAAAGAAUCAACUAUUUCUAUGACAUUUACAUGUGUGUACAUACAACAUGGGUACCAGUAUGUUUAGUCAUGCUAUGAAUAUUUUUCAAUGAUUGGUCACUAUGAAAACAAUGGACUUCCACAGAAAUGAACAAUGACAAUGUUCAGAAAUCCUCAUUGCAGGACUAAAUUUGGAGGCAUGCUACUUUCUGUACGUGUAUAUAAAUAGAAAUAUACUUAUACUAUUGUGUUUACAAAUAAAUUAUACUGAAAUAGA
Molecule: messenger RNA, 2086 nt
Organism: Xenia sp. Carnegie-2017
Lineage: Eukaryota; Metazoa; Cnidaria; Anthozoa; Malacalcyonacea; Xeniidae
Product: phytanoyl-CoA dioxygenase domain-containing protein 1-like
Exons: 11
Coding region: 95-952 (285 amino acids)
Source: RefSeq, a predicted model, not a curated record